This is a messenger RNA of Dentiscutata erythropus, 144 nucleotides long. NCBI's taxonomy places the organism in Eukaryota, Fungi, Glomeromycota, Glomeromycetes, Diversisporales, Gigasporaceae. The record is from the annotation of a GenBank genome assembly.
AUGCCAAUUGAAAUUAAAGACACAGGAGAAUCUGUUAUCGAAACACUUAUAUCAAACUAUAUUAGUCAACCCCAUAAUUACACUGUCAAGGAACUUCCUGAUACUGAAUUACCUUCAACUAAUCCAAUUCCAAAUCCAACAUGA